Messenger RNA from Prorocentrum cordatum, 1395 nucleotides. The record is from the annotation of a GenBank genome assembly. Lineage: Eukaryota; Dinophyceae; Prorocentrales; Prorocentraceae.
AUGUACUGGUACGGAGUACGCACGAGAUUGGGCUCCUGCCCAGGGGUGCAGGCGAUCCGCCGAGCGCCGCCGGGCUUGGCGGGCGCCGAGCGCCUGGAGGACGAGCUUCCCUCGCACCUGGGCGUGAAGAACGGGUUCUACCACGUUCCAGCUUCAUUCGAGUCGCCGCUCCGGACCACCCAGGUCCGCGAGUUUGCGUCGGUGCCCCGCAACUUCGCCCCGGACGGCGCCUGGCAGAGGGCGGUGGAGGACGCCUACAUGAGGUUGACGCACACGCCAUUGCCAACCACUCCGAUGACCACUCCAAUGACUGAUAGGGUGCCGCUGAUUAUUCCAGAGCUCAGGUUGCCGCCCUCUGAGAGGCCCCAGCAGGGAAACAUCUUGCGGAUCGGCGACUAUUUGGAAUUGCCAGUUGCUCCUCAGGCUCCUGCACAGCCGCCCAUGCUCACGGACAGCUGCGGGCACUUCCUGACGGCGCAGUGCGUCGGGCAGCCGCUGACGGGCUGGCCGGGCCUGGCGGGCGAGCAGACACCCGGCCCGCCGACUUUUUUGCCGUCCCUUCCGGAGGUCGGCUUCGGACAGGGUAUGCAGUGUCCAUUCCAGGGGACGCUGCUCCAGGGCGGCGAGUGCCCGCCGCUGCUGCCCCCGGAGGCCCUGCUGGCGCAGAGCGGCCAGCCCCAGGGGGCGUGCCUCGGCGCGCAGGACGCCUCCGCCAGCCUCGUGCAGAUGCUCGCGGACCAGCAGGCGUGGCAGCAGCUGAUCCCGCAGCCGCCUCCCGCGGCCCCGCCACAGGUCACCGGCCAGCAGGGACACCUCUCCAUCCAGCAACUGCCGGCGCCAGCGCAGCAGCCGCAGUUCCCGCCCCCGGUGCAGCUGCCGCUGGCCCCACAGCCGCAGCCGCAACUGACGCAGCUGCUCGGCAUGCAGCCCCUGCCGCCCGCGCCCAUGCCGGUGCCGCAGCCGUCCGCUCAGCACCAGCACCAGCAGCAGGUGCAGAUUCAGCAGCUGCAGGCCCUCCUGGGCAUGCAGACGUCGCUGCCGCAGCUCGCACCCGUGCAGGCCGAGGCGCUGAAGCCGUGGGCCGCGCCGAGGGCGCCCGCGGCCCCGCAGACCAGCCCGCCAGCGGCGGCGCCGGAGGGCGGCGCGGGCUCCAGGUGGUGCGACACCCCGCUGGACGCGCUGUACAUUCCGCCCGCGCCGACCAGCCCGCCAGGAGUAGCCGCUGCAGCUGCCCAGCACCCACCCAGCACCAGGGUGAGCAUCUCGGCGAGCCACUUCCCUGAGCCCGGAGUCGCGUCCGCGGCGGCCGCGCCGCCGAGCCAGGCCCCCACGUUGCAGAGCGUCUUCGCGGCGUCGGGUGCCCCCUCGUGGAUGCCCGGCGCGCGCUGGCCGUGA